GACAGAUGAUAUUUUAAUGUGUGCUUCGUUAUAAAACUGACAUCUAGCAACAGCUUGAACCCACUGGACUUCUCGAAAAUCUAAUUUUUUACUACUGCUAGUUAUAAAAAUAUUGAAAAUUGGAUUAGUUGACAUUCCAGCGGGUCACCUGACCUAUAACUAGACGCAAUGGCUGCUAUUGAAGUUGAAUCGUACCCACGUCGGUCGCCAAAAUAUUUGUCUGGAGAACCCUCCAGGAAAGUCAAGCGUGAAGCUGAAAAAGGGACUUUGGAUCCUACUCCUCCUCUAACUGAUGGGAUAAAGAAUUAUUAUAUGAAUAAGAUCGAUGAACAUCAAUUUAUAUACACCGAAAAAGUUCUCAACUUAAGGCGACUGGAGGCUCAACGAAACGAGUUAAACGCUAAAGUUCGGAUGCUUCGAGAAGAGUUGCAGCUGUUACAGGAACAAGGUUCAUUUGUUGGAGAAGUUAUAAAGGCUAUGGAUAAAAAGAAAGUGCUGGUCAAAGUACAACCCGAAGGGAAAUACGUUGUGGACAUCGACAAAAACAUUGAAAUGUCUCAGAUAUCUCCGAAUUGCCGUGUGGCUCUCCGAAGCGAUAGUUACACGUUGCAUAAAAUUUUGCCAAGCAAAGUUGAUCCCCUUGUGUCUUUAAUGAUGGUAGAAAAGGUUCCGGACUCUACUUAUGAGAUGAUUGGAGGCCUUGAUAAGCAGAUCAAAGAAAUUAAAGAAGUCAUUGAGCUUCCUGUAAAACACCCAGAGCUUUUUGAUGCCCUAGGAAUAGCACAGCCUAAAGGCGUGUUAUUAUAUGGACCCCCAGGUACAGGAAAAACCUUGUUAGCUCGUGCCGUUGCCCACCAUACUGAAUGUACAUUUAUUCGUGUCAGUGGUUCUGAACUUGUUCAAAAAUUCAUCGGAGAAGGAGCUAGAAUGGUUCGUGAGUUGUUCGUUAUGGCGCGAGAACAUGCACCUUCCAUAAUUUUCAUGGAUGAAGUUGAUUCGAUUGGAUCCACCAGAUUAGAAAGUGGCACAGGGGGAGAUAGUGAAGUUCAACGAACUAUGUUGGAGCUGCUUAAUCAGUUGGACGGGUUUGAACCCAAACAAAACAUAAAAGUUAUCAUGGCGACAAAUCGUAUUGACAUACUUGAUUCAGCUCUUCUGAGACCUGGCCGAAUUGAUCGGAAAAUCGAAUUUCCUGCUCCAAAUGAGGAAGCUCGAUUAGAUAUCCUGAAAAUACAUUCUCGAAAGAUGAACUUGACUAGAGAUAUCGACCUGCGUAAGCUAGCAGAAUCAAUGCCUGGUGCCAGCGGUGCAGAAGUCAAAGGAGUGUGUACGGAAGCCGGUAUGUAUGCGUUACGAGAACGUCGGGUUCAUGUUACGCAGGAAGAUUUUGAAUUAGCAGUUGCUAAGGUGAUGCAAAAAGAUUCUGAGAAAAAUGUAUCCAUCAAGAAACUGUGGAAAUAAGGCUUUAAAUUUACUUGUUUUAUAUAACUAAACAGUACCUUUUUUUGUAAAAACGUUACGGGUAUAUUCUGUUUUCAUUCUUUAUCUACCUGUUCACAGUUAAGUGAACACAUUUUUUCCAGUUAUUUAGAUCGCUCCCAUAAACUGCUUUAUUUUUAGUAACUAGGGUUUUGUUCUAAUUAUGUAAAUUGUAGGUAAUUAAUACUCAGACGUUUUUAUUUUAUUGCUACGUAAUUAUCCAUGUAGAUCUAUUCUAUCACUCAUGUCAUAAACAAAAAUUUGUAGGUGCAAUUUGGUAAUUUAGUGUUUGAGACCUAAAAAUAUCAUUGGGUUCAAAUGUUCA
Molecule: messenger RNA, 1804 nt
Organism: Schistosoma rodhaini
Lineage: Eukaryota; Metazoa; Platyhelminthes; Trematoda; Strigeidida; Schistosomatidae
Source: the annotation of a GenBank genome assembly